UCUCGCACCUUGUCAAGUAGUGUAGUGCUGAUAUUGGGGUAGAAUUUCGGUUCACAAGAGAAAUGUGGUUUCGCAGGAUAGUUAUAUCGUUUUGCCUUCUAACGGUUGUGUGCGGGAAGGAAGCUUGGCAAAAGCCAGGUUGUCAUAAAGUGGGAAAUACCCGUCGUAUUAGCAUCCCGGAUUGUGUAGAGUUUUCUAUAACUACGAAUGCCUGUCGAGGAUAUUGUGAAUCUUACGCGGUACCGUCGAUACCUUGGGGUUUCAUUGCCACUAUAAAGAAUCCAAAGCCCGUCGUUUCAAUCGGGCAGUGCUGUAACAUUAUGGAAUCGGAAGAUGUGCAAGUACGAGUGUCAUGUGUCGACGGAACUAGAGUGCUAACGUUCAAGUCUGCUAUAAAGUGUAGCUGCUACCACUGCAAAAAGGACUAAGGAUCGCAUUCAUACUUUGAAAUUUAAAUAAUUCUGUCGACGAACUUAACAUUUUUUUAAACAAUUGUAGAUAAAACUAUUUUUGGCACACCCGUAUAUGAAUAUUGUAUCUAAGAAUGAAAGAAACUUGUUUUAGUAUUUAUAAUAUGAAACGGGAAUAAAUG
Messenger RNA from Hermetia illucens (black soldier fly), 592 nucleotides. It is a transcript of the gene Gpa2, whose product is annotated as thyrostimulin alpha-2 subunit. Gene Ontology annotation, molecular function: hormone receptor binding. Lineage: Eukaryota; Metazoa; Arthropoda; Insecta; Diptera; Stratiomyidae. The record is from RefSeq and is a predicted model, not a curated record. Gene Ontology annotation, biological process: cell surface receptor signaling pathway. The transcript is spliced from 2 exons. The coding region runs from base 63 to 428 and encodes 121 amino acids.